Nerophis ophidion (straightnose pipefish) is the source of this 621-nucleotide messenger RNA. RefSeq lists its product as uncharacterized. The record is from RefSeq and is a predicted model, not a curated record. The transcript has a single exon. The annotation marks the transcript as partial. NCBI's taxonomy places the organism in Eukaryota, Metazoa, Chordata, Actinopteri, Syngnathiformes, Syngnathidae. Gene Ontology annotation, molecular function: nucleic acid binding.
UGGAUCUUCAAUCCGCCAAACUCUUCCCACAUUGGAGGAGUGUGGGAAAGACUAAUUGGCAUCACUCGCCGUAUCCUGGAUGCAUUGCUCCUUAAGGAGGGAGGCUCUCACCUUUCUCAUGAGGUGCUCACCACUCUCAUGGCUGAGGUCAUGGCAAUUAUAAACGCAAGACCUCUCAUUCCAGUUUCAACUAAACCAGAGAUGCCAGCAAUACUAACACCUGCAACCUUGCUGACACUGAAGAGAGACGUCAUAUCUGCACCGCCAGGAGACUUCAACGUGAAAGACAUCCACUCACAACAAUGGCGGCAAGUCCAAUCUCUCUCUGAUAGAUCCGGGAAGCGAUGGAAACAAGAAUACCUGUCAACCAUACAAACUAGGAGAAAAUGGUAUGCAGAAAGGCCUAACCUGCAAAUUGGAGACCUAGUACUACUGAAAGACGGCCAGGUGAGAAGAAAUGAAUGUCCCACUGGACUCAUCGUCAAGUCUAUCAACAGCCAUGACAACAAAGUAAGAAAAGUAGAUGUUAAGAUCAUCCGACAAGGUACUCCAAUAAUCUACACUAGACCUGUUUCAGAGGUUGUGUUGCUCCUUCGUAAAGAGACUGUAUAGUGGUAUAAA